Messenger RNA from Phytophthora infestans T30-4, 429 nucleotides. RefSeq lists its product as uncharacterized. The transcript has 2 exons. Bases 1 to 429 code for a protein of 142 amino acids. Lineage: Eukaryota; Oomycota; Peronosporomycetes; Peronosporales; Peronosporaceae. The record is from RefSeq and is a predicted model, not a curated record.
AUGCUGGCCACCAUUCCGAUCGUCGUCGUGGCAGCCGCCUUUGUGCAGACGACGUCCGCGUACUCGAGCUACAUGGAGCUCAUCCCGAACGGAGAAAACAUCGGCAAGAAGUUGGGUCAUUCGGACACGGGUUACACAGAUUUCGGCACCCUUUUCUCGGACGACGGGACCGAGUGGUCCAAGGUAUGCUCACAGACGUGGCCCGGCGGCUCGGUUACUUGCGGCGAGGCCCUGGGUGAUCCGUGUUGCACCUGGAAGUCGGGUGACCCGGACUACACACUGACGGAGCCCAACACGGACGGUACCACCUGCGCCGAGGCCACUGCCGAUACCACCGAAGCUGGUGGUUCCACGGACGACUCAACGACGCAGGCCAGCAACACGACGGACAGCACCGCCGUGACGGACUCGUCCGAGUACUGCGAAUAA